AUGGCAACACAAAAUAAUGGAACCUCCAUGAGUUUUGUCUUCAAAGUGGCCAUUAUGAUCUCUGUAAGUUUGCUUUCCAAAGCAGUACUUGCAGAUCAUCAAAGCAAUGACACAUCUCUUUUACAAACGAAACGGCCAGUAACUCCCAUGAAAGUGUCUUUCUUAUCUACACUUGGCCGCCGCCGUAAACCGUCACCGCCACCACCGCCUAUAACUUUUCAUCAUCGCAAUUGGCGUGGCCGUUGGCCAAGAUUACCGCCUCCGCCAGUGUCAUUUGAACAACCUCCACCGCCACCGUUUUCGCCGCCUCCGCCACCGCCACCGCCAACGAUCACCAAUUAUGUCAUGUCUCCGCCACCGCCACCACCGACGAUUACCAGUUAUGUCAUGACUCCGCCACCGCCACCGAUUAGCGAGAUGAGAGGGUAA
This is a messenger RNA of Morus notabilis, 429 nucleotides long. RefSeq names its product arp2/3 complex-activating protein rickA. The record is from RefSeq and is a predicted model, not a curated record. NCBI's taxonomy places the organism in Eukaryota, Viridiplantae, Streptophyta, Magnoliopsida, Rosales, Moraceae. The transcript has a single exon. Bases 1 to 429 code for a protein of 142 amino acids.